Molecule: messenger RNA, 801 nt
Organism: Agrilus planipennis (emerald ash borer)
Lineage: Eukaryota; Metazoa; Arthropoda; Insecta; Coleoptera; Buprestidae
Product: lysoplasmalogenase-like protein TMEM86A
Exons: 4
Coding region: 238-786 (182 amino acids)
Cellular component (GO): membrane
Source: RefSeq, a predicted model, not a curated record
UCACCAGCUGAUGUUGACACAUACAUAACACUCUUUUGUUUAUAGUUUUGUUCACGACCCCUCGCACAUUUCGCUCAGAGCACGAAGUGUAGUCAACAUGGUUGUUGCUGUUUAGUGCUACGAAACAUUUCUUUUGUCGUUAAACUACUUACAGAACGCACGUCGAAAAGAUGCACGUAACUUAGUUUUGUACGAGUCUCAUUUAUUUUUUAUUUUUGCCAAAAAAAACCAACCAGAAUGACUUCUGUCACCAAAGUUGUUAAAAGCGUGGGGCCCAAAUUGAUGCCCUUUUUUAAGACUUUAGCCGUUUAUUUCGUCAUUUUUAUACCACACGAUCAACCAUCCCUUCUCGCCAUGGUAUUAAAAUGCCUUCCUAUAAUUAGUCUAAUUAUAUUCGUGCUAUUACACGGUAUGAGUUUAGGAAAUGAGUACCAGUAUUCUAGGAAGAUAAUUGCAGGGUUGUUAUUCUGCUGCAUUGGGGAUGCGUUUCUUAUAUGGCCUCAGUAUUUUUGUUUAGGUAUUGUAGCAUUCGGCGUUGGGCACAUCAGUUAUAUAUUAGCCUUUGGAUUGAAACCCUUCAACUUACCCUUGGGUGUAUUCCUGUACUUCAUAAAUGCUUUAGGUGUUAUGUACAUUAUGCCAGACCUUCAUGGAAUAUUUAUUCCUGGCAUAAUAAUUUAUUCUUAUAUUCUUACCACAAUGGUAUGGAGGGCUAUCGCAAGGGUUCAAUUCUUUGAGGUGUGUAUACAUUUGUCAACCACCGUUAUUUAUUUAAAAAAUAUGUAACAAAUUCAUUGGUUU